Messenger RNA from Cylicocyclus nassatus, 1201 nucleotides. Lineage: Eukaryota; Metazoa; Nematoda; Chromadorea; Rhabditida; Strongylidae. The record is from the annotation of a GenBank genome assembly.
AUGUUUGACCGAACUGCUAUAGCCAAUCCACAGUCAAUGUAUGCGAAAUGUCGAAGUCAAUCGCAAAUAAAUGUACCGUCACCGGUACUUAGAAGGGCGAUGCAUACGGCAAGGAUUCAGAAUCUUGUAAAGAAGUUACAACGUCCACCAAGUGGGGACAACGUCUACAUAAAUAGCAGCUAUUCCGGUCGAAUUUUUAUGGCUGACCAAGAAGAGGUGGCCAAAAUUUGCGAAGAAUAUCAAAAAGUUGCUGAUAAAUAUGGACUUUUUGAGCGGAUGUUCAUUCAAUUAUUCCUGGAAGAAGAAGUCGAACUUUCUGUACAUUUUGGGCUUGACAACCUGAAAGAAGAUGAGCUGCGUAAAGAUCAACGAUUUCGGACACAUGUUGGGAAAUUUCAACGAUUUUUGACGGGUAUUAUGGAAAUGCUGUCCAAAGGUCCCGAUCAAGCAGAAAAUAUUGUGCAAGUGCUUAGGAUCGUCGGUCGACAACACGGAAACGUUCGCUCAAUGAGCUUUACAGCCGAAAAGUGGCUCAUCUUCAAAAAUGUCCUGCUCUCAUUACUUUGUCGUGACUCAACGGAGAAGGUCUAUUCAACAUGGAGCAAAUUUAUAAGCUUUGUGAUCUACGAAAUCAAGGACGCGUAUCUCGAGCAGGUCCGACAUGCCCGAUCAUCGUCAUGUCCCCAUAUCGCCGAGUUCUCGGUAUUCCGUCGGCCUGAUCAAAGGACCAAAUCCAUAUGCGCUAAAGAACUUUUACAAAACAAGUAACUGCACAAUUCCACGGAUACGAGUAUCUUCUCAAUAGCUACGUAUUUCUCAUACUGUUAUAUGAAUUGUACAUAUCUCAUGAAACCUUUGGUAAUUUACUGGGGUGGUCUAAAUUUCGACUUACUGUAUUACUUAUUGUAUAGAGAUCUCAAAAAAUGUCUUUAAGAGUAAUAAACAUGACCGUUUGCACUCCCCUGACCAUGUCAUCUUCUUCAGUUUAUGGACCAACAUUAUAGGCACAGAUAGGCAGACCCCCCAUUCAUUUGUACGAAUCCCACCCCUCCAGUAUCAUUGUUGAUCAAUGUUCACUUUGUUCAGAAUGUUUUACAAGUAAUCCUUUCUAUAUGCACUGCUUCUGGACUAUGUAUACAGAUUUUUUUGAGUGAGUUCAAUUGAAAUCUUGAGUUUUACAAAUAUUAAAUUCUUUGUGGAC